Messenger RNA from Telopea speciosissima, 2948 nucleotides. Its product is annotated as mannosyl-oligosaccharide glucosidase GCS1. Lineage: Eukaryota; Viridiplantae; Streptophyta; Magnoliopsida; Proteales; Proteaceae. Gene Ontology annotation, biological process: protein N-linked glycosylation; oligosaccharide metabolic process. The record is from RefSeq and is a predicted model, not a curated record. Gene Ontology annotation, cellular component: endoplasmic reticulum membrane. The coding region runs from base 122 to 2701 and encodes 859 amino acids. Gene Ontology annotation, molecular function: Glc3Man9GlcNAc2 oligosaccharide glucosidase activity. The transcript is spliced from 22 exons.
CUACCCAUGAGAUGAAUACGAGGAAAAGUUUUGGAAGAAGCUGUCCCUAAAUUUGGUUUCAGUUUGUAACUAAGCUGUGAAUUCGUGACAUUAUGGAACUCUGAAAGAGCAGUUUUCAGUAAUGACUGGAAGCAGCAGAAGACCUGCACGGAGCAGGAUUAAACCUACGGCAGACAUUGGCAGUGACGACUAUCCCAGUGAUCGGAAAUCGAAUCAAAGAAGCCGAAAUGAUAGAAGUAGAGGUCACGAUGCAAUUCGUGUUAUGGAUAUUAAUCCCAAAACCCUACUAUUGUUUGGUUCAUUUGCGUUUCUAAUCGUAAUCUGCGUGAUCUAUUAUUCUUUGAAACCCGUCAAGGAAGUUCAGAAACUACGGGUUAUUACCCCAUUUCCAGCUCCCAAAGUCAUGGAUCUUCCACAGUUUCAAGGUGAGCACAAGGAGAGCUUGUACUGGGGAACUUACCGUCCACAAGUUUAUCUAGGCAUCCGCGCGAGGACUCCACAGUCGUUAAUUGCCGGUUUGAUGUGGAUUGGUGUGAAAGAUGGGAGCUAUUUCAUGCGGCAUGUCUGUCAAGACUCUGAUGAGCUUAGCACAUAUGGAUGGACUCAUCAUAAUGGACGAGAUUAUGGACAUCAGGUGUUGAUUGACCAAGGCAUGACCUUGAUGACAAGCUUCUUGAAAACCAAGGGGAGCAGAAGUGGCUAUGGAGGAGAUUGGGCAGUUCGUAUCAAUGUGCAAAAUGAGAAAUCUCAACUGGAAGAGGAAAUGUGGAGAACUGCUCAUCUUUUCUUCUAUUUGGCUGAUGAAGGAGGUAAGGCUCUAAGCAUGGAUAGGGAGAGAUUGGGUAUUCGUGAUGGAUCCCGUCUGACAUUUGGAUCACGUGAGGAUGUUGGAGGCUGGGAGCUUCAUUUAGUUUCUGCGGAUAACCUGGAAGUUCAUUAUUCUGGUUUUAGGACUCCGCACAUGCACAAUUUAACUGAACUUGUGCAGGGAUCUCUGGGAGCCCAUGCAAGAAGGGUGGGUCUUCUGCAGCUACCUGAUGUAUCUGAUGAUUCUCCAAACAUUUUAGUUUUUCAGAUUUCUGGGAAGAUUCCUUUUCAAACAGAUAUUGCUUUUGUAUCUGGAACUGAUAUGGAGAGUUCAAGAGUUGGAGAACGUGUUAAAAGUCUCACAGGAUCCCUGCUGACUAGUCAACUCAAUGUAAAACAAAAAGAUUUUGAAGAAAAAUACAGGAGGUGCUUUAAUCUAACUGAAAAGGUUGAUUCUGAAUCAAUGAUUGUUGGUAUGGCUGCUAUUGGGAAUCUUUUGGGUGGCAUGGGCUACUUUUAUGGUCAGUCAAAAAUUGCUCUUCCGAGAGAUCUUAGUCUUAAAAAUGGUGAUAAAUUUGUUCUAUAUUGGCCGGGGGAGCUUUACACUGCUGUUCCCAGCCGACCUUUCUUCCCAAGGGGAUUUUUGUGGGAUGAAGGUUUUCAUCAACUUCUAAUCUGGCGCUGGGAUAUUCGUAUUUGCUUGGACAUUAUUGGGCACUGGCUAGACCUAAUGAAUAUUGAUGGAUGGAUCCCCCGUGAACAAAUUUUGGGUGCUGAAGCUUUAAGUAAAGUUCCCAAAGAAUUCGUUCCUCAGCACCCAACAAAUGGAAAUCCACCAACUUUAUUUCUGGUUUUACGAGAUAUUGUUCGUGGCAUGAAAGGAAACAAGUUCACUACCACUGAAAGCAAUGAAAUCUCUUCUUUCUUAGAGAGGGCUUUUGUUCGCCUUGAAGCUUGGUUCCAAUGGUUCAAUACUACGCAAUCAGGAAAGGAUACUAGCAGCUUUUAUUGGCAUGGGAGAGAUAAACAAACAACUCGUGAACUAAAUGCAAAGUCUCUGUCAUCUGGUCUGGAUGAUUAUCCACGUGCAUCACACCCAAGUGAAGAUGAGCGCCACUUGGAUCUAAGAUGUUGGAUGUUUCUUGCGGCAGAUUGCAUGAGUUCCAUGGCAGAACUACUUGAAAAGAAAAAUGAUUUUGGAAAGGGCUACCAUUCAAUGGCUCAAUUGCUCUCAGACUUCGACAUUCUGAAUCAGAUGCACCUUGAUGAUGUUUUGGGGGCAUAUUUUGAUUUUGGAAAUCACACAGAGAAGGUUCGCUUGAGGUGGCAAGAAACAAAUCCAUCAGGUGGCAGUUAUGCAAGUCGAGAGCUUGUUCGUGAGGUUUUAGAAAAGCCACUGUUGAGACUUGUUCCUCAUAUCGGUUAUGUCAGCCUAUUCCCAUUUAUGAUGAGGAUUAUUCCACCAGAAUCAUGGAUCUUGGAAAAACAACUCGACCUCAUUUCCAAUCGGAGCACUUUAUGGACAGAUUAUGGACUCCGUUCACUAGCCAAAACAAGUUCAUUGUACAUGAAGCGCAACACGGAGCAUGAUCCUCCUUAUUGGAGAGGGCCCAUUUGGAUGAACAUGAAUUAUAUGAUUCUUUCAGCACUCCACCAUUACUCCUCAGAGGAUGGACCCUACAGAGUUAGAGCCAGGACAGUAUACAAGGAGUUGAGGGAAACUUUGAUCAGGAAUGUUGUAAAAAACUAUUUUCAGACUGGUUUCUUGUGGGAACAAUACGACCAGAAGAAGGGAAAGGGGAAAGGUGCACACCCAUUUACGGGCUGGACCUCACUUAUUGUUCUGGUCAUGGGGGAAGCAUUUAGUGAAGAUCUAAGCCAUUCUAUUCAAUGAGAUUUCCCUUGCGAUCAGAUGAAUUGCGCACUGUUGAUGUGGAGGGCCUGUACUUAUUUCCAGGAUGUGCUAAGUGUUACUGUACUAAAUAACACUACAUAGCUGGUGAGAAUUUAUUUGAUCUUCGAAUCUUUUUGGAUGAGACCAGAAACCAGUUCAUCAAGUCGCAACAACUAAUGAUAGUCCAAUUUUUGCCAGAGAACUUGGACGUCCGAAUGUCAUGUUUGAUGUAGUCUAUACUCAAAAU